GAAAGUUACUCUUCUCUCCUCACGCACGCUGCCCCCUCAGACCUCACCCUUUUCUGUUUCGUUUGCUCAUGGCUUAAACGCUGUCCACUAUCUCAUCUCAGCCAAACCUUUCACCUCUUCUCUCUUUCUCUCUCUGUUCAUAGUCUCUGCCGCCUCAAGUCUUGGCCUCUAAAGCCUGGUAUUCUGAAGAGAGAGAGAGAGGCUACUAGGAGCUGAGGCUGAGAGGUCGUGUUGGUAGCCGGAGACCGGAGUGAUUAGACUCAUCCAUAGCUGUUGGCAUAUUCACAUUUUGAAAUUGGAACUCAGGAUUUUGAAGUAGAGAAUAGCUUAGCUUGAGACAUAGAGAUCUCAGACAUGGUGGGGCUUAUUGGGAGACUUUGGAAUUUACAAUAUAAGAGUAUAGUGAAAGAAGCAUCAGGAAAAACCCUUGCAGUGACAAAGUUCUUCUGCGUCCUUCACGUCACCAACACUUACCUCUGCACCUUUGCCCUCGCCUAUGGUCCCAGCAUGAUCCCGACCUUCAAUCUAACCGGCGAUAUGUUCCUAGCGGAGCGGCUCUCCAUCAAAUUUGGCAAAGUGAGCCCUGGGGAUAUUGUCCUCUUACGCUCUCCUGAAUCUCCUCGAAAAGUCAUGGUGAAGCGCUUGUUGGGAUUGGAGUCUCAUUCUGUCACCUAUGUUGUUGACCCCAUGAACAGUGAUAGAUGUGACACUAUUGUGGUUCCAAAGGGACAUGUUUGGGUAGAGGGAGACAACAUCUAUAAUUCCAGAGAUUCAAGACAAUUUGGUCCUGUUCCUUAUAGUCUCAUUGAAGGCAAAGUAUUCUGUAAGAUAUGGCCUCCUAAAGAGUUUGGAUCACUGAUGAAGAGCGGAAUGAAGGAUCCAGAUUUAUAAGAACCUUUUCAUUUGCAGGUGUCAUAUCUCUAAAGUUCAUAAUUGCUUACAAUUUCAGACAGGAGCAUUAUCAGCUGUGGGUUUGGAUUUUCUACAUUGUUUACUGAGUCUAGCUAAGAGCCUUGUAACUUAGUGAGUGACAUUACCUUGUCUCCUUUACGAGGAGAAUCAAGGGCUGAAUCCCUCUACCUCACUUGUUAACAAUUUAAUUAUAAAAAACAAAAAACAUUGUUUACAUUGUCUCUGUUUGCUGGAAUGCUAGUGCUAAAGCCUAUGAAGUAAAUUAGAUUUGUUAUUAUUGAACUCAAUUGAAAGAUUAUUGCUUCCUAUGAAUUGAACUAAUUCACAGCUUUGAUCCCCUUUUUGUUGCCACCAUGUUGUCAAACGGAAGGGAUAUGGGAAUGUGGGAAUGUAAAAAAGGUAAAAUAUUUGCAUUUGUCUUUAUGAAAAUGACAUGCAUUUGUUAAUUUAAGACUUGGGAUAAAUUUUCUAGUUAUUCACAUAUUGUCAUUAAAAGGCUACAAUGAGAGUACUCUCGUUAUAUCUAUGGACUGUUUCAACUUGUGUACACCAAAUACUUAUGUAGCAAGAAUAUGGCGACAAUUGAAUCAAGAUACACUUUCAUUGGAAAAAGUUAAUCAAUGAUAUGCAACUUUGCAUACAAUAAUCAAAUAAUUAUUCCCCUAAUUAUUGGAUUUAAGAAAGCCAGCAAAAUGUGUAUGAAAUCAAAUCACUAGCCCCUUUUGGCAUAAACUUACUACGUACUCUGAUGCCUUUUGAGCUUUAAGGCAAGGAACACCCGCCUUUGGGUCUGAAGUGAGCAUCAACAAAGUCAAACUGAGAUUAUUUAAUUAUAAUAUAUUCAAUUUCACAAUAAUACAUAUCUUUAAUGAUAUUUUCCAAAAUGAACUUUUAAUUUUUUGAAUUAGGAAUCUUCGAUAGCAAGGUUGAACCCAUUAGUCAUAGCAAAUACAUUGCACUCCACAAGUUUUUUAUAGCUAUAUGAUGUAUUUGAUUUUUUUUUUUACUUAGUAUAAAUUGUUCUGUAAUAGAUGAUUUUGUUAUUUAUUCUAAUUUGUAU
Molecule: messenger RNA, 1972 nt
Organism: Quercus lobata
Lineage: Eukaryota; Viridiplantae; Streptophyta; Magnoliopsida; Fagales; Fagaceae
Product: mitochondrial inner membrane protease subunit 1-like
Exons: 6
Coding region: 355-891 (178 amino acids)
Cellular component (GO): membrane; mitochondrial inner membrane peptidase complex
Molecular function (GO): serine-type endopeptidase activity
Source: RefSeq, a predicted model, not a curated record